AAUUGAAUGAGUUAAUUGUCUACAUCUUUAUCAAAAAUAUUUGGAAUAAUAUUUGUAAGAUCAUAGGAUGGUACAAGACUAUAUUCAAAAUAUUAUCCAUAAUUAUUUGCAAAGAAUUUGUUAAGGGUGCAAGAAGGUGUACUAACAGAUAUUGAGGUAUAAAAAUAAUUUGAACAUAAUGUAUGGGAGAAAGGAAAGAGAGUAGGAGCUCGUUUGACAAAAGGAAGUGAAAGUAUAAUUGAUAUUUAUAAUAUUUAAGCUGAGAUAUUUCAAUAUUGUUAAUUCAAUAUUGUAAUGAAAGCAUUUAAUGAAGUUCAUUUAUUUGUUUUAGGUGAUUUUGAAGAGAAUGAAAUAAUAUUAUCCUAAGUAAUAAAUGGAAUAUAUGAAUCCCUUAAUCAUAUAACUAAAGAACAUAUAAAUAAGAAAACUUUAUUAGAAAACUUUGAUCAGGUGAUAAUAAUUAUUGAUGAGAUUUGUGAUUAAGGGUAUAAAAUAAAAUCGAAUAUAUAAUAAUAGAAUAAUUAUAACAAUAGAUCCAGCCGUUAUUAUAGCUAGAGCAACUAUGAAAGACACUGAAGCUAUAAAUUUAGAUAAAUAAGAAUCAAGUGGUUCAUCAGGAGGAGGAGCUUUUUCAUCUGUGUUUGCUUCUGCUAAAAGGACAUUUGCAUAAUAAUUUAUGGGAUCUGGUUGA
Messenger RNA from Paramecium sonneborni, 691 nucleotides. The record is from the annotation of a GenBank genome assembly. NCBI's taxonomy places the organism in Eukaryota, Ciliophora, Oligohymenophorea, Peniculida, Parameciidae.